AAUCUGUACCUUUGAUCUGUACAUUUUCUGUACUAAAACCACUAAUUCUGUUUUGUGAUUGGCGCGGGUUUAAUCAAAGAAUUCUCCCGUUGAACCAGAGCCUUCACGACGUUUCAAUUUAUUCUUUACUGAAGGCCUGGAAUCCAGGGUACACGGAAAUACCUGUUGACGUGGUUCAAUUACGAUAGACCCCCUCGGAAAUUUUCGACUGAUUUAUUCACCCCCCUCAGAAAUUUUCGGAAAUUUAUUGACCACCUCUUGGAAAUUAUCGUCAACAGGUAGUAUCUUCCUCUCCCCCCCCCCCUUGAAAAUUAAAAAAAAGUUGACCCCUUCAGAAAUUGUCCUUUUAUAACCCCCUCAGAAAUUUGAACUUAGCACCCCUCAAAAAUUCAGAAUUUCAGACCCCCUUCGGAAAAUCUCGUCAACAGGGGGGUGUGGAUAUUAAAUGGAAUGGCCUUAUAUUACUCGCAUUUGUACUUAUGCCCCCCCCCCCUUAUGGGCCUACGACCGUCACACUUGUUUCUUUGUCGCCUUCUGGAGCAGGUUGCGUUGUUGUUGAUGUCGAUUGCAUCAACUGCCUCUAGAUUGCCAAACUAUUUCGAUCGUCGAAAUUGUCCAAUAAGUUCCUAGCUUCGUGAGCAAUAUUACAAUUUACAAGCGCAGUUUGAAGGUUUCCACUUAUUUGCCGAUUUUCAGCUCAGGCACAGGCUAUGAUUUGUCGGGUUGUGCAGGCACGCGACCGCAAUGCAUUAUGCAACACGAUAUAAAAGUGCUUUCAGCAUAUCAUAAAAGUUUAGCAUGUCUCAUAAAAAUUUGGAAUACGAUGUAAAAUGGGUCGCGGCAAAAUUAAAGUUUGGCAAGUUAUAAAAAACUUUGGCAUGUUAUUUAAAAGUUUAGAAUAAGUUAUAUAAUUUGACAACACGAUGCAAGAAAUUCUGAAUGUAUAUGAUGAUGUUUAGAAUGGCCUUUAUAAGUUUAGCACAAGUUUUUGAAAAUUAUCACUGUGUAUGUAAAAUAUGCCAUAUAUAUUUUGAAUUUAGCAUGUUAUAUAAUAAGUUCAGAAUAAUGUCCGAUUCCGCGCCUCAUAAUUUUUAUCGGCUAUAUAUAUGCAGCUCUUGAACACCGGAACGUUUAUGUAACAGCAAUAAUUAUACGUCCACGUAACUUGUAAGCAAAAUAAGCGGCCCACUUUUGCAUGCAUGGCCACCAAAAGCGUAUCCUGCAUGUUGAGAAUGAGUCGAAAAUUGACACGCUUUAUUUAUAUAGUUUGCAGUUUUCGUUCGUAUAUAUAUAAGUUUGAAUUAUUCAAGUGUUAAAAAUAAUAGUUAUUAAACUGUUGCUCGAGUUAAGAGACUGCUAUGUGAACUGAACUCAAAACAGUUUGUUUUAGUAUAUAGUCAAUAAAGCUUCCUUGCGAGGUGCGUAUCUAGAAAAUAGAAAUGGCUUUCAUAUUAAGGAUUUAAGGGCGAGGUUAAGGAAUGCAGUAAUACUACAAAAUGUAUUAACAUGUAAGUAAACACAGCAACGCUUGUCAAUCAGUCGCAAGUUACAUCGAAUUUCAGUCCGAAUUUUACUUGAACGAAUUUCGAAGUGAAUUUCUGCAAUGAAAUUAUCCGACAAAACCUGCCACGUGUUUGUGUUCGCAAGUCACAAGAAGCCGCCAAGUGUUCCGCCACGCCGGAGCUAUUUGAAAACAGUGUAGAAAAGUCACAAUAAGCCAUCGCUAAUUCACACUACGCUGGAGCAAAUCAUUUGAAAACUUUCACGUCACUUUUGCCGUAACAAUUUGAGCACGGUUUCUAAACGGAGCGAGGUGAAAACGGCGGAGCGCUUGAUAGCUUCGUGUGAACACAAACGUGUAAACUCGAAUGCUUUUCAGUUAAAUUUCUUGGGUCUAUUUGAAAUAUUUUGGGUUUACACCAGUGCUAAUUCAAUUUGUAAACAAACUGUAAUGGCGGUAGUGUGAACACACGUAAAUUCUGCCCGCAUUAGUUCGCUCGCGCGUAGUGUGAACGUAGUCUAAUUUGACGUUUUCAAACGGCGAGGUAGCCUUUAGAAAAAUUUAGAAAUAGUGGAUGUCCGAAGGGGAGGGGGGUAAUUUUGGGCUUGGAUGUCCGGAGAGGGGAGGAGGAUGAACCAUUCAAGGAUGUCCGAAGGGGGGGAGGGGGUUAUUUUCAAUUUCCUCCGUAGGGGGGGGGUAUGGAUCUUUUCUGGAAUGACCCAUUGGGAAAAAUAACUAUAUCUGUGGAAAAUGUUUUUUGUAUUUUCGUAAAAAUUAAGGUAUGUCCGGAAAAAUAUUUGUAUUUUCGGAAAAAUUAUGAUAUGUCGGGAAAAGAUUUUUGUAUGUUCACGAAAAUUACGAUAUCCUCGGAAAAUUCUUGGUAUGUCUGGAAAAAUGUUUGCGACGCAGAACACAAAGCUACCUACAGUAUAUAUAUCUUGGUUGAAGGAACUCGAAGAGAUUUAAAAAAAAAUUAUUUAAGAAGAAGCUUGCAAAGAAACAGUAAUGAAUACCAAAGUGUAUAUCGCUUUCUUUAAUGUAUAAAAAAUAUUAAUUAGCAGCUGAAAUGUUCUCGGCAUGUAUGCGUCGCAAAAUCAGGUAAAAACGUUAAGUUGGAAAAUUCAGGUUAAUCCCCCCCCCCCCAAAGGCAAAGUCCUCGCAACUGGCUAUUAUAUUAAGAGUGUUACAAUUUUCUGUUUAAAAUUUUCAUUGAUUUCCGGUAUGAUACCAAGAUAUCAAUUUGAGCUUCGAAAAAGCAUCUACGAUGGGAAAGAAAUGGUACGUGUAUUUUGCAAAUGAAUCUGUAAAAUUUGGUUUGUUUUUGUAUUAUAAUGGCCACUGAGGAAGUGGCUGUCGGGGCGGCUGCGCAAAAAGCCAUGCAGGGGGGGGGAUGAGAAACUAAUAUGCAAUUAUAUGCAUGAAGUAAAUGCUUCUUGCUUUGAAUUUCGAAGCACGUCUUCACUGCAUGCCCGCAAUGGUAUUUGGUCAAGAAAUAUCAGUCGUGGACAGAAUUUUUUUCAGAUACUGAGCUUGUGAUUUCCGGUAUCCAAAUUUAAAAUCUGGUAUUGCCGGGAUAUCGGGAUACCACAAAUUUGAAGCCCUGCAUGGUCAUACCAUGGACCGUGGAGCGGGGCUUUAGAAGAUCCAAAAAGGUCCUUUGCACACUGGCAAAAAAAAAAAAAACACCUGCCGUACUAAACUGCUCCUAUCCUGUUGGAAGAUUGGUGAGAAAUGAGAAUGUCCUCACCGUGCAGUAAAUGGACAAUUGACUUUCUCUGUUUUGAUUUAAUUAACUGAAUUUUGAAGCGUAAUUUAAAGAUAUGUGGACCAAAUAACUCAAAAUGUUAUAGCGCUUCUAAAUAUUUGGAAAAUUCAAACUAGGAUCAAAAUUAUCGGUCAGUGAAAAUCGAUAAAUCGCGUCGUAUUGUCGAAUCGCGUCCGGGGUGUCUGGACCAUAACCAUUAACUUCAAACUUUUCGCAAACCGCGUUUUUCCACAUUCGUUUGGUUUAUGUUUCAAAUGUUUAGCAUAUGUUUUUUGUCGCUUGGCAACAAGCUUGUCAUUUCUCAAGGAAUGCUGGGAGAAUACCACAGAAUAUGCUUCUCUCGUAUUCUCCCAACAUUCGAUUCCUCUCGUAA
This is a messenger RNA of Paramuricea clavata, 3639 nucleotides long. NCBI's taxonomy places the organism in Eukaryota, Metazoa, Cnidaria, Anthozoa, Malacalcyonacea, Plexauridae. The record is from the annotation of a GenBank genome assembly.